This is a messenger RNA of Carassius gibelio (silver crucian carp), 4185 nucleotides long. RefSeq names its product amine sulfotransferase-like. NCBI's taxonomy places the organism in Eukaryota, Metazoa, Chordata, Actinopteri, Cypriniformes, Cyprinidae. Gene Ontology annotation, cellular component: cytoplasm. Gene Ontology annotation, molecular function: sulfotransferase activity. The transcript has 4 exons. Gene Ontology annotation, biological process: sulfation. The record is from RefSeq and is a predicted model, not a curated record. Bases 3565 to 4062 code for a protein of 165 amino acids.
CAAAAUAUUACGAUUUUUCAUCAAGCUGUAAUUUUGGAUUUCUUUAUUAUUAUUAUUUAAUUUUUAUGUGAACUAUGAAAUUACACUUAGCAAGAGAAACGAGUUGCCCAUUUUAUUCCCCCAUAAUGCUAAAAAUGUCAUAGUAUGUCAUCUCUAGUGCUUUGAAUAGUCAAAUAAUGAUGACGACAUACUGUAUGAGAAUGUGUAUUUCUUGAGGCAAUGUUUUCAGAGGACUCACUCUGAGGGAGGUUGUUAGAUCUUUCUGUCCUAUUUUAUUUCUGCUGGUUCAUUGUAUGACACUGUAGGCGUUCUGGCAUCUGUCCUGAACUACUUUAUCAUUUCACUCUUAACUUGUGCCAGAGAAAUGUGGUUUCCUUACUCUUAUCCCAAGCACCACUUGUCAUGUAGUCAAUACAAGUAGUUGGAAUAUUUAUUGUGUUAAAAUACUUUAUUGUAAUGUUCUGGCUUAAACUUUUCCUCAGGUCAAGAGGAUUUAGGACGGCAUGAUCAACACAAACCUAUGCAGUAACCUUCAUCAGCACCUUUGUUUGUAAUUUCUCAGCCUUCUCCUCUUUCAUCCAUUGAUCCUUUGCAACCAGUAACCAGCUGCUUCCCUUUCUCCAUCCCCCCUCCCUCGGCAGCCCCAUGGACGGGCGUCUGGUCCCUUAGGUAAAUCAGAGAUGCCCAGGCACACCCUGGCCAGGAAAGGCCCAGGAUCAGUUUACGGCCUACCUGAAAAGAUCCUUUUAAAACUGCAAGUACAUUGCUCCCUACUAUGAACAAUGGCAGACCUUUUCAGACUCUUUAUGCAUUGAAAAGCCCUUUACGUGCCUCUUGACUUGUGUUUCUGAAUGUGAGAUUCAUUGUAGAUAUACAGUAUUUUGUGCAGACAACAGUGUUGGACAGAGCAGACAAAACGCCUGUAUAAACGCCUCAGAUCUUUCAACAAAAAAAAAAAAAGAACAAAAGCCUUCGAACUCAAGUUUACAAACAAACACCAGUGUCUGCAGACGGCAGGUGUGCGGGUUACCAUCAACAAUCUGAAGAAACAGAUUGUUGACUUAACAGACUUAACUUUUCUGUUUAUGUGAGGCCUCUUUUAUAUUCUGGUUGUUUAUGAAACACACCAACAGUCAAAAAGACUGAAACACAUUAUUUACUCCACCUGAAAACAGACUUAAAAAAAGUUUCAUUACCUUUCAUUUUAUUUAAAGGGGGAAAAGGAGUAUGAAUAAUAUUAACUUUUCAUCUAAUAUUGAAAAAAAAAAUUAAAGUGAUUUUUUUUUAAGAUUCUUUAUAGCUUUUAGAGUUUUUGAAUCUUAAUGGUCGUGGUGUAAAAUUAAUUAAUUUUUAAAGAACAAAUAUUCCAAUCACUAUCUAAUUUAUUAUGAGCAUGCAUAUAGUUUUAAAAUAUACUCACCCUCAGGCCAUCCAGGAAGAAGAUUUAAAGAAGUUUCUUUAUCAACACAUAUUUGCAGAAAUUUAUCAUUACAUCACUUGCUUACAAAUAGACCCUCGACAGUGAAUGAGUGCCGUCAGAAUGAAAGAGCAAAAAGAAUAUACAAGACAUCAAAAUAUGAUUCUAUAAUCUUUAAUGAUACUUCCUCCAGUGGUCAAUCUCCUGUUGUCCUCUCACAUCAAAAUCCAAGAUCAUAUUUGAUUAGACCGGUUUUAGACUGUUUUCACUUGUAAACGGUGCUUGAUCUGUGCAUAUUUCUAUCAUGAUCCAGACGAAGCAACUUUUCUACUGGAGAAAGCAAUUUUAUGGAUAGAGGACUCAUAUUUUAUCCUUAGCUUUUUAAUCCAGAUCUAUAAAUUUCUCCAUAUCUAUAAAUAAACAUGCUCAUCUACAUUUUGGAUGGCCCUAAGGGUUAUUAAAGUUUAAUAUAGAAAAAAUACAAUUUAAAAAAAAAUCAUUUAGUUUAAGUUUUUAAGUAAAAUUUUCAUUAAAGUAAUAGUUUACCCCCAAAAUGAAAAUUUGCUGAAUUUAUUCUCAACCAAUUACUCAAAAAUUUAGUUCUCAGAGGUGUAGGAUUUGAUGUAUCAGAUUGUAGAUCAUAAUCUUAACUCAGAUCUUAGUCUAAGAGAAGUUUGCUAAUCCUGGUCCUUUUGCAUGUUCGGCUCUCUAGAGGAAAGAUUAGGUGACCCAUGCAUCGGAAAAGAGGCGUGGAAAGAGUGAGAGGAAACGCUCUUGACUCUAGCUUAAUAUGAGAAGCCAAACAACCCAAAAGUGGGAUGAAACCGCUCUGUAUUAAAGAGUUGACGCUGCACAGACCUGUCACACUAAAUAGCCCAAGGAGGAUGUGUUUGCCCACAGUGCUGUUUCAUCCCAUGUUUAGGUUGUUUGGUUUCCCAUAGCUUCCCAGACUCAACAAACCUGACGAUCAUCAUUUCAAACCCAGGCUAAUCUAGAUGAUUAUCACCACCAGUGUCAGACUUAACCAAAAAGUAAGGUACGUGGCCGCUUAGGGCCCCCGGGGAAUUAGGGGGCCCCAUCUGAUAUUGGUAAUUUUAUAAUUUAUAAUUUUAAAUUUGAUAAUUUUAUGGCAUUUGAAUGCUUUUUGUUACAAUUAAUAUAAUGUCUUCAGCAUCAGGUUCAAUAAUUAUUUACUUAAGUUGUGAAGAGGUAAAUAAAAUAUAAACUGAGAGAGAGAGAGUGAACAAAAUAAGGGUUAGGUGUAAAAGAGCACAUGGUGUUGGGGUCCAAUAACAUCAUUUUUCUUAAGGAUCCCAAAUCUGGGACCAAGUCUGCCCCUCUGUACACAUUCAUUAAUGCUUAACAGUUUUUUGCUCUAACAGUUUACUUUCAAUCAAAAAGUGAUUUAAAGUCACAUUGAUCAAGGAAUCCACACAAAAAAAAAUCAGGCAUCUGAUUCAAAAAAACCUGUAAAAAAAAUAAAAUAAUUAAAAAUACAAAUAAAAAUAAAAUGGAUACCAGAAUUGACGACUGAAAUAUCAAAAGGAAAAUUUAUUUUCUUUUUUCUUUAUUUAUUUAUUUAUUUAUUUAUUCAAAGACCCAAUACCCAAGAAAUUAAGUAAGUUAAAUAUCCAUAGCUGUCUUUGAUCCAAGACCGUGUGAAAUAUGUUUUGACUGGAAAAGAUGAUGACAAUGACAGUUAUGUAGCACAUAAUAGUAUUUUCCCCCACCCCAGUUACAAUUCUAGAACCUUCUGAUAUUAGUUUAUGUGAAAUAUUGAUUAUUACUAAGAUGCUUUAGUUCCCCAAAAUGACCAGUGGAUGUCAGCAAACACCAUCAAGUUCAAAUGCAUAGUUCAUAAAUAUAAUCAUUUCAGUGUCAAAUCAUUUCAACCCUAAAAGUCAGCGAGUUGCUCAUGUUCCUGUUUGUUUGUUUUUUGUUGAAGUUAGUGUUUGUGCAUCGAUCUACGAUUGCAUCCUAAUCUUAUUUACUUUCAAAAGUUUUCAUAUGAUGGGGUUACCCUGGGACAAAGAGGUAACCUAGAGGUAAACUUUCUUAAAUUGCCCCCAACUCUUAUUUACAAUCGACUUUUUUACUAUUGUGUUUUAAUUUUCUUUAUCAUAUAUUAAAAGAAAUGACAUGAUGUCAUGGUGUCAUAUUUCCAUUUUUCCAACAACAUGAAACACCUGGUUUCAUGUAAGACCUUCGGUUAUAUACUGGAAGAAUUAUUCACAGGAUGCAUGCUUGGUGGCUGUUGGUUUGAUCAUGUUAGAGGAUGGAUCACAAAUAAAGACAAAUACAACAUCCUGAUUCUUACUUAUGAAGAAAUGAUCAAGGACCUCAGAUCUGUUGUUGUGAAAAUCGGUGAGUUUGUGGGAAAGAGUCUGUCAGACGCAGCGAUCGAUAAAGUGGUGGAAACAGCCACGUUCAAGCACAUGAAGAAAGAUCCGUUGGCCAACUAUGAAUUCCUUCCUCAGAUGAUCACAGACCAUCCGAAGGGACUUUAUUUGCGCAAAGGAACAGUUGGGGACUGGAAGAACUCUUUAACCGUGGCUCAGAAUGAAUAUUUUGACCACGUCUAUCAGGAAAGAAUGAAGGACACACCUCUUAACAUGAUCUGGGACAUCUCAGAAUUGCAGGGAUGAAAACUCAAGCCGUGAAAUCCAUUUGACAAAUUAAUAAAGAAAUAACACUAUCACGAUAAUCACAAAAAAGGCAUAAUAUAUGAAUGGAUGUGUUGGCUACACGACCAUAUCAAAACUGACAAC